This is a messenger RNA of Bombus impatiens (common eastern bumble bee), 3311 nucleotides long. RefSeq lists its product as uncharacterized. NCBI's taxonomy places the organism in Eukaryota, Metazoa, Arthropoda, Insecta, Hymenoptera, Apidae. The coding region runs from base 202 to 3288 and encodes 1028 amino acids. Gene Ontology annotation, molecular function: oxidoreductase activity, acting on paired donors, with incorporation or reduction of molecular oxygen; iron ion binding; heme binding. The transcript has 12 exons. The record is from RefSeq and is a predicted model, not a curated record.
UUCGUAUAAAUAGUGUAUGUUGCAUGACGCCAAGCAGCAAAAUACCGACAGUAGCUAAAAUGACUCUGUUGCUAUCGCUCAGCUGACUCAAGUUGAAGCAUCAUCGUUAAUAUCAUUCAACAUUCUGUGUGAGAUACGGACAGACACGUUUUUUCCUACUUAGUAGAAGCUUUAUUUAAAGAACAACCAUUACCUUACAACAUGGAUUUUCAACUUCUCCUCGGCAUUGCUGCAAUACUUCUCGCGAUCUAUUAUUACUAUAGCUCGGUUUAUGACACCUGGAAGAGUCGUGGCGUACCUGGACCAAAACCGUCAAUAUUUGUUGGCAAUUUUGUGGAUCUUCUCCUUAAAAGACAGGCCGUAGCCACAAUUGUGAAAAAUUUCUACAACGAGUACAAAAGUGAACCGGUCUUUGGUAUAUACGAAGGAACAUCACCGAUUCUUGUUAUUAACGACUUAGACUUGAUCAAGGAUGUUCUCAUCAGAGACUUCUCUUUAUUCGUGGACAGAGGAUUCAAAGUACUUGAAAAGAUAGAGCCAUUGUCGCAGCAUCUCUUCCUUUUGGAAGCCAAGAGGUGGCGACCACUGAGAACGAAGUUAUCACCAAUAUUCACCUCCGGUAAACUGAAAGAGAUGUUCCCACUUAUAACAGAGUGCGCGGGAAAUUUAGAAAAAUAUUUAAACAACAUAGUAGAAAAGGAUGUGCCAGUAGUAGAGUGUCGUGAUUUGGCUGCAAAAUUCACGACCGACGUGAUCGGGAGCUGUGCAUUCGGGAUCAGCAUGAAUGCUCUUGAAGAUGAGAACAGCGAAUUCCGAAGAAUGGGCAAACAAAUUUUCACUCCCAAUAUAAAACAGACUAUUCGAGAAUCUUGCAGACGACUUACACCAUUUCUGUUUAGCGUAGUUGGUUACUUUUUACGGAUGACGGAGAUGAACAACUUUUUCAUAAAUCUGGUUCGUGACACAAUGGAAUAUAGGAAGACGAAUAAUAUAGUAAGACCAGAUUUUAUUUACCAGCUGAUGCAACUGAAAGAACAUCCGGAAAAGAUGGAAAAUGUUGAACUAACCGACUCCCUAAUUGCCGCGCAAGCGUUUGUCUUUUUCAUUGCUGGAUUCGAAACGUCUUCGUCGACGAUAGCGCAUGCUCUCUAUGAAUUAGCACAAAAUCAGGAAAUACAAGAUAAAUUACGGGAAGAAAUUAGAGAUGCGUACGACAAAGAUGGUGGAACUCUGACGUACGAAGGUAUCAAAGGAAUGAAAUAUUUGGACAAAGUGUUUAAAGAGACACUAAGGAAGUAUCCAAUACUGACGAUAUUAAGCAGGCAAGCAAUGGAGAAUUAUACGUUUAAAGGCACAAAAAUCACCAUACCAAAAGGAACAAUAGUAUGGAUACCAGUAUAUGGUAUCCAACACGAUUCAAAUAUUUAUUCAGAUCCUGAGAAAUUCGAUCCGGAAAGAUUUAACGAGGAUCCUGUUGCUGCCAGACAUCCUAUGAGCUAUCUACCCUUUGGCGAUGGACCGCGAAACUGCAUUGGUGCCCGAUUCGCCAAUUAUCAAAGCAAGGUCGGUCUUGCAACGAUUCUGCACAAUCACAAAGUCGAUGUUUGCGAGAAAACCAAAAUUCCAUACGAACCGGACAAACAGGCAUUUUUGUUAACGCUCGCCGGCGGGAUAAAUUUAAAGAUAACUAAAGCACAAUGUAUAUUAGCUACUUAUAGAUUGUUAUUAAAUCUUUAUCAGUCGGCAUCGGUGUUCCUGAACUUUUCUUUUCGUGAAAUCUCGUUCGACAUGGACUAUUUUCAACUACUGUGUGGCAUUUCCAUACUACUUCUUGCGAUCUAUUAUCAUUACUCUUCAUGCUACAACUUCUGGAAAAGUCGCAAUAUACCUGGACCAAAACCGAUAAUCUUCUUUGGCAACUUUCUGGACGUUCUUCUUAAAAGAGAAUCGAUGGCCGAUUGGAUGAAGAGAUUGUACGACCAAUAUAAGAAUGAACCAGCUUUUGGAAUAUACAUAGGAACAUCACCAUUUCUGAUGCCCAACAACCUAGAUAUGAUUAAAGAUAUUCUCAUCAAGGACUUCUCUUUAUUCGCUGACCGAGGAUUUAAAAUAUAUGAUGAAAAAAUAGAACCAAUACAGCAAAAUCUCAUCAUGUUAGAAGCUGAAAGAUGGAGGCCGUUGAGAGCUAAACUUUCGCCGGUAUUCACAUCCGGCAAGCUCAAAGAAAUGUUCCCACUUAUAACAGAAUGCGCGGAAAAGUUGGAGAAACACUUGGAAAAAUUAGCGCAGAAGGAUGAACCAGUGGAGUGCCGUGAGUUGACUGCAAAAUUCGGGAUCGAUUCGAUCGGUAGCUGUGUUUUUGGACUAAACAUGAAUGCUCUCGAGGAUAAGAACUCUGAAUUUCUUCGAAUGAGCAAACAAAUUUUUGCAGUUAACGCGAAACAGAUAAUUCGAGAUUUUUGUAGAGAAUUUACACCACUCUUGUAUAAAAUAAUUGGUUCUUACCUGCAACCAAAAGAAGUCAAUGACUUUUUUGUAAAUUUAUUUAUCGAUACGGUGAAGUACAGGAUGGAUAAUAACAUAAUCAGACCAGAUUUUGUGCACUUGCUGAUGGAACUGAAGAAACACCCGGAUAGAGUUAACAAUAUUGAACUCACAGACGCGUUGCUUGCCUCGCAAACUUUCGCAUUUUUCGUCGGUGGAUUCGAAACAACUUCCUCAACGAUGUCACAUGCUCUUUACGAGUUAGCACAAAAUCUCGAAAUACAAGACAAACUAAGAGAAGAAAUUAGAGACGUCUACGACAAAAGUAAUGGAGUUUUGACAUACGCAGAUAUCAAAAGAAUGAAAUACUUGGACAAAGUACUUAAAGAAACACUAAGAAAAUACCCGCCAUUACCUAUGCUAAACAGACAAGCGAUGGAAAAUUAUACAUUUAGAGACACGAACAUUUCCAUACCAAAAGGAACAGAUAUAUUUAUAUCAAUAUAUGCCAUUCAAAAUGAUUCAAAUGUAUAUCCGGAUCCUGAGAAAUUCGAUCCUGAAAGAUUUAACGAGGAUGCUGUCGCCGCUAGGCAUCCUAUGAGUUAUCUGUCUUUUGGCGAUGGACCAAGAAACUGCAUUGGUGCCCGUUUCGCGCAAUAUCAAAGCAAAGUUGGACUUGCAACGAUUCUCCGUAACCAUAGAGUCGAUGUCUGCGAGAAAACCAAGAUUCCUUAUGAAAAUGACAUUCAUGCCUUUAUAUUGACGCUGAAAGGAGGAGUGUAUUUGAAAAUAGCUAAGGCAUAAAAAAAAAUUAUUCUUAUACUUAU